Cucurbitaria berberidis CBS 394.84 is the source of this 2602-nucleotide messenger RNA. RefSeq lists its product as uncharacterized. The coding region runs from base 186 to 2399 and encodes 737 amino acids. Gene Ontology annotation, cellular component: cytoplasm. Lineage: Eukaryota; Fungi; Ascomycota; Dothideomycetes; Pleosporales; Cucurbitariaceae. The record is from RefSeq and is a predicted model, not a curated record. Gene Ontology annotation, molecular function: protein binding. The transcript has 2 exons.
CUGACGUUGCACGGCUCCCACGAACAGCACACGACAGCACCGACGCGAACCCCCAUAUCCCCGACGACCGCAUCCUCCCAACACCUGCAUCUCACCGCGACGCAUGACUGCGUGAGCGACCCGUCCAUCGCUGCUGCUGCUGCUGCUGUUGAUCCAUCUGGGGCUGUUACGCUGUUGUCGCGCCAAUGACGGCCGUCGCUCCCCCCGUCAAUUUCCAGAACAUCAAUCGCCAGGCAUGGAGCGCUGAAGGUGUGCCAAACGGUGGUGCCAUCUUCAUGCCCCGGAAAAGUGCCCAGCGGACAAAUUCAAGCUCCUCGCUAUCGUCACAGGCCUCGGGCACAUCUACCAUAUCGGCAUCCUCAUCACAAGCCAACGGCGCAGCGCCCUCGAACGGCGUCGAGGCAUCGGCGUGGGCCGCCCGCAAAGCAAAGGCGCCAAAGGGGCUAUGGCCUGCAUCCAAGACUGAACCCAUUGCCGGAAUCACUACAGCUCGUCCACAGCCCGUUGCGGCUACAGGGCCCGGCUCUUCAGCAGCCUCCGCCAUGAGCGCCCUACAAGCGCCAUCUGCCAUGGUUCCCUCCCAACACAACGGCGCUGUCCAGGUGCAGCAACAGAAUGGCGUGCCGCGAGCACAAGGCCAGGAGAGCACAGCUGUGCUGCAUCUCGUCCCUAUGAAUGGCACAUUCGAGCGCAAGACCAUCACCGUCCCCUUCUUCCCCGACGUCCUCCGCAUUGGCCGACAAACCAAUAACAAGACAAUACCCACACCGCUAAACGGUUACUUCGAUUCCAAGGUACUAUCAAGACAGCAUGCUGAGGUGUGGGCGGACCGAAAUGGCAAGAUUUGGAUCCGAGAUGUCAAGUCAUCCAACGGCACGUUUGUCAAUGGAGCUCGGCUGUCGCAGGAGAACCGCGACUCUGACCCACACGAGCUGCGGGAGCAGGACAUGCUGGAGCUCGGUAUCGACAUUGUCAGCGAAGACCAGAAGACAAUAGUACAUCACAAGGUCGCUGCACGCGUCGAACACGCUGGCAUAUACGCCAGGACAAGCAGCGAGAUGAUCGAUCUCAAUUUCGGCGAGCUGGAAGGUCCCCACCUUUCCAACAUGAUGGGUCCAGGUGGUCAACAGCAAAUGGCGAAUAUGCGUGGUCGCACACCUAGUCAAGGUUCGAUGAACGGACAGCGUCUGCAAGGCCCUGGCGCGGUUGCAAAUUACCCCAAUGGCUUACCCCAACCGCGACACCCCAACUUCUGGUUACAACCUAUCACCAUGGAGCAAGUGGUGAAGAAGCUGAACACCGAGAUUAAGGCUGCCAAGCAACAGUCGCAGGAGCUUCAGCAAACGCAUCAGUACAUCAAUGCCAUACUAUCUGCAGACCCCAAGAAGGAGCCAACAAAGACGUCGCCCGUCAAUCAAAUUAGGAUAUCCCCAAUCAAGGAUAUCAGCCUGAAAGCCAGGUUCUCAGACCCUCCUGCACCGCCGCCUCAACAACCGUUGCCUGAGAAGCCAGACGCCGCAUCGUCCCUUAGGAGGUCAGAUACGGAGCGUCCGAAGACAGCAUCGCCAGUGCGGUCAGAUGCACAGAUGUCUACUCUCAACGAAGCCUUGACCAGUGCGAAGAAGGAGCUAGAGUCGCAGAGCAUUCGGCUGCGCGACCUGGAAGUACUGCUGAACGAAGAGCGACGCGCAAGAGAAGAUGCCGAGGAACGAGCCAACCGCCUCGAGCGCGAGUCGAUCCAAGAACGAGAGGAGCAAGACCGAGUGCUCGCCAAUGGAGACAUUCACAAAAACGAAGUUGUGGAACCCGAAGACGAGAAGACAACCGGAUUGGAGAAUGGGUCCACGUCUCCUGGUGCCGCUGACACCACCACAGCUCGCUUGCAACAACGGCUGGAGCUGAUGGUAUCAGAGAUGAACGAAAUGAAGCAGCAGAUGGAACGGUACCGUGAACGAGCCGAGACCGCAGAAGCUGACCGUAAGAGUUUGACUGAGAUGAUUGAGACCAUCAGAGAAGAUAACGCCAGGACGGCAAGCAGGGAGGCCAGACGACGGAGCGGAAGCGACAGCCAGUUGGCAAGAGAAGGAGCAGGCGCGAGCGCCAAUGCACCAGAGAACAAUGAUGACGCGGAAGAGGGCGAGAUCACUAUCAUUCGAGAGAAGGACGUCGAUGGCGAUGGCUUAGACGUAAUGCCCCAGAGAGCUAGCGCCCAGAACGGGCAUGUGGUGGAGCAGAAUGGCACCAAGCAGUCUGUAAAUGCCGCGAACCACCUGGUCACCCGUCGUCCCGAUCGCGACCUAAUGUACCAUGGAGGGCCCGUUGGUGCCAUUGUAACUGUCGUCGCAAUAGGCGUGGCUGUCAUGGCUAUGCUCAACCAGUAUCCCAAGGCCGAACGGUGAGGAUGCAAGUGGCACACGAAUUCUACCACCAUCGGGCCACAUCCGCACUCCUGGGGAGGCAGAUCCGGCGUGAGGGGAAGGCUUGUGAGGGAGCCUGGAAGCUAUUGUCGCUUGACCGUUGUUGACGUUGGGGAGGGGAGCACGACUUUGUCUCUCUAUAACCAUCCUCGGUAGACUUCCUGGAGAUGUAAGAGAAGCGACAG